Molecule: messenger RNA, 2793 nt
Organism: Penaeus indicus
Lineage: Eukaryota; Metazoa; Arthropoda; Malacostraca; Decapoda; Penaeidae
Product: neurofilament heavy polypeptide-like
Exons: 7
Coding region: 1-2793 (930 amino acids)
Source: RefSeq, a predicted model, not a curated record
AUGCAGUACUACGAGAAGUUCUGCAGUUUCAUGAAGGGAAUCCAGAAGGAGGUUUCCACCGAGGCCGACAAGGUUUCGACUGUAGCUCAGUCUGUGGCCUCUGCGAUUGCUCAGGAAAUGUCUUCUGUCAAAGAGACGCCCGCCGCCAAGCAGACCUCUCCAGUUCAGGAGGAAAUGCCCGCUGCCAAGCAGACCUCUCCAGUUCAGGAGGAAAUGCCCGCUGCCAAGCAGACCUCUCCAGUUCAGGAGGAAAUGCCCACUGCCGAGCAGACCUCUCCAGUUCAGGAGGAAAUGUCUUCUGUUGAAGAGACCUCUCCAGUUCAGGAGGAAAUGCCCACUGCCGAGCAGACCUCUCCAGUUCAGGAGGAAAUGUCUUCUGUUGAAGAGACCUCUCCAGUUCAGGAGGAAAUGCCCGUUGCUGAGCAGACCUCUCCAGUUCAGGAGGAAAUGCCCGUUGCUGAGCAGACCUCUCCAGUUCAGGAGGAAAUGCCCGUUGCCGAGCAGACCUCUCCAGUUCAGGAGGAAAUGCCCGUUGCCGAGCAGACCUCUCCCGUUCAGGAGGAAAUGCCCGUUGCCGAGCAGACCUCUCCCGUUCAGGAGGAAAUGCCCGUUGCCGAGCAGACCUCUCCCGUUCAGGAGGAAAUGCCCGCUGCCGAGCAGACCUCUCCAGUUCAGGAGGAAAUGCCCGCUGCCGAGCAGACCUCUCCAGUUCAGGAGGAAAUGCCCGCUGCCGAGCAGACCUCUCCCGUUCAGGAGGAAAUGCCCGUUGCCGAGCAGACCUCUCCAGUUCAGGAGGAAAUGCCCGUUGCCGAGCAGACCUCUCCCGUUCAGGAGGAAAUGCCCGUUGCCGAGCAGACCUCUCCCGUUCAGGAGGAAAUGCCCGUUGCCGAGCAGACCUCUCCCGUUCAGGAGGAAAUGCCCGUUGCCGAGCAGACCUCUCCCGUUCAGGAGGAAAUGCCCGUUGCCGAGCAGACCUCUCCCGUUCAGGAGGAAAUGCCCGUUGCCGAGCAGACCUCUCCCGUUCAGGAGGAAAUGCCCGUUGCCGAGCAGACCUCUCCCGUUCAGGAGGAAAUGCCCGCUGCCGAGCAGACCUCUCCAGUUCAGGAGGAAAUGCCCGCUGCCGAGCAGACCUCUCCAGUUCAGGAGGAAAUGCCCACUGCCGAGCAGACCUCUCCAGUUCAGGAGGAAAUGCCCGUUGCCGAGCAGACCUCUCCAGUUCAGGAGGAAAUGCCCGUUGCCGAGCAGACCUCUCCCGUUCAGGAGGAAAUGCCCGUUGCCGAGCAGACCUCUCCAGUUCAGGAGGAAAUGCCCGUUGCCGAGCAGACCUCUCCAGUUCAGGAGGAAAUGCCCGCUGCCGAGCAGACCUCUCCAGUUCAGGAGGAAAUGCCCGUUGCCGAGCAGACCUCUCCAGUUCAGGAGGAAAUGCCCGCUGCCGAGCAGACCUCUCCAGUUCAGGAGGAAAUGCCCACUGCCGAGCAGACCUCUCCAGUUCAGGAGGAAACGCCCGCCGCCAAGCAGACCUCUCCAGUUCAGGAGGAAACGCCCGCCGCCAAGCAGACCUCUCCAGUUCAGGAGGAAACGCCCGCCGCCAAGCAGACCUCUCCAGUUCAGGAGGAAACGCCCGCCGCCAAGCAGACCUCUCCAGUUCAGGAGGAAACGCCCGCCGCCAAGCAGACCCUCUCCAUUCAGGAGGAAACGCCCGCCGCCAAGCAGACCUCUCCAGUUCAGGAGGAAACGCCCGCCGCCAAGCAGACCUCUCCAGUUCAGGAGGAAACGCCCGCCGCCAAGCAGACCUCUCCAGUUCAGGAGGAAACGCCCGCCGCCAAGCAGACCUCUCCAGUUCAGGAGGAAACGCCCGCCGCCAAGCAGACCUCUCCAGUUCAGGAGGAAACGCCCGCCGCCAAGCAGACCUCUCCAGUUCAGGAGGAAACGCCCGCCGCCAAGCAGACCUCUGCAGUUCAGGAGGAAACGCCCGCCGCCAAGCAGACCCCUGCAGUUCAGGAGGAAACGCCCGCCGCCGUGCAGACCCCUCCAGUCCAACAGAUGGCUUCUCCUGCCCUCGAUCCAAAAGCCCAGAAGAAGGCCGAGCAGCAGCGCCUGAAGGAGGAAAAGGCUGCCCAGGCCAAAAGGGAAAAGGAGGAGAAGGAAGACAUGAAACGUCGCCAGCAAGAGGAGAAGAAGCAGCAGCUCCAGCAAAAAGAGCAGAAGGAAGCGAAGAAAAGGGAACAGGAACUCCUCAAGCAAGAGAAGGCAAAUCAGAAAAGCGCCAACAGAAAGAGGAAGGCCAAUUCUAAGGAAAGCGAGGUGUCCCCGAAGAAAAUGCGCUCCUCAGCAGAGGCCGAAGACAGACGACUUAAUUUUCAGCAGAGGGAUGAGAAUCCACUUUUUAUAAGCAAGAGAAGGCCUUUGGAAACAGUAAAAGGAAAAGUAAACAAUACAGAUUGCAGCACUGUGCCCGUUCUGGAGGUUGAACCAGUUCACCAGAGAAUGAUCAGUAGGCAUAAUGCACACGAUUCCCUAGGGCAGGGCUGCUCACCUAUUAUGAGCAAAGGUCCAGUUACACAAGUUCCAAUGUAUGCAGAGUCCUCUUCCUCCUUCUCCUCCUUCUCCUCCUCUUCCUCCUCGUCCUCCUCUUCCUCCGCCUCCUCCUCUUCUUCUCCCACACUAUACACACCCCAUUCUUGCAAACUAAAAGGCGACGGAGGUUCCUUACGCUCGGUCCACUUUUGGCUUGAAUUCCGCUCCCUUCCGAAUCGCUAUGCUCCUGCUUGUACUCUUCAUGAAAGUCUCUGA